AUGGGCUCGGGGCGCGUCCCCGGGCUCUGCCUGCUCGUCCUGCUGGUCCACGCGCGCGCCGCCCAGCAUGGCAAAGCUGCGCAAGACGUGGAUGAAUGUGUGGAAGGCACCGACCAUUGCCACAUCGACGCCAUCUGCCAGAACACUCCGAGGUCAUACAAAUGCAUCUGCAAGUCCGGCUACACAGGGGAUGGCAAACACUGCAAAGACGUGGAUGAGUGUGAGCGGGAGGACAACGCCGGCUGCGUACACGACUGUGUCAACAUUCCUGGCAACUACCGGUGUACCUGCUAUGACGGAUUCCAUCUGGCACACGAUGGGCACAACUGCCUGGAUGUAGACGAAUGUGCUGAAGGCAACGGCGGCUGCCAGCAGAGCUGUGUCAACAUGAUGGGCAGCUACGAGUGCCACUGCCGAGAAGGCUUCUUCCUCAGCGACAAUCAGCACACCUGUAUCCAGCGGCCAGAAGAAGGCAUGAACUGCAUGAACAAGAACCACGGCUGUGCGCACAUUUGCCGGGAGACGCCCAAGGGGGGCAUUGCCUGCGAAUGCCGGCCCGGCUUCGAGCUCACCAGGAAUCAACGGGACUGCAAAUUGACCUGCAACUAUGGCAAUGGUGGUUGCCAGCACACGUGCGACGACACGGAGCAGGGCCCCCGCUGUGGCUGCCAUGUCAAGUUUGUGCUCCACACCGACGGAAAGACAUGCAUCGGGGAGAGACGGCCAGAGCAGCACAUGCCCACUCAGGCCGUUUCUAAUGAGACCUGCGCCGUCAACAACGGAGGCUGCGACAGUAAGUGCCACGACGCGGUGACCGGUGUGCACUGCAGCUGCCCUGUGGGCUUCAUGCUGCAGCCAGACAGGAAGACCUGCAAAGACAUAGAUGAGUGCCGCUUAAACAACGGGGGCUGCGACCACAUCUGCCGAAACACGGUGGGCAGCUUUGAGUGCAGCUGCAGGAAAGGCUACAAGCUCCUCAUCAACGAAAGGAGCUGCCAGGAUAUAGACGAGUGCUCCUUCGAUCGGACCUGCGACCACAUGUGCGUCAACACGCCCGGAAGCUUCCAGUGUCUGUGCCAUCGAGGCUACCUGCUGUACGGCGUCACUCACUGUGGGGACGUGGACGAGUGCAGCAUCAACAAGGGAGGCUGCCGCUUCGGCUGUGUCAACACCCCCGGCAGCUAUCAGUGUACCUGCCCGGCAGGCCAGGGCCGCCUUCACUGGAAUGGAAAGGAUUGCACAGAGCCGGUGAAAUGUCACAGCAGCCCAGGGGCCUCGAAAGCCAUGCUCAGCUGCAGUCGGUCUGGCAAGAAGGACACGUGUGCCCUGACCUGCCCCUCUCGGGCCCGGUUUCUGCCAGAGUCGGAGAAUGGCUUCACGGUGAGCUGCGGUACCCCCAGCCCCAAAGCUGCCGCAGCACGAGGCAGCCACCCUGGAAACGCCACCACCUCCAGCUCUUGCCAUGAGGCUGCAGUGCUGCCGGUCAAGCAGAGGGCCUCCUUCAAGGUCAAGGACGCCAAAUGUCGCCUGCACCUGCGAAACAAAGGCAAAGCGGAGGAAGCCGGCAGAACCCCAGGGCCAGGUGGUGGCCCCUGCUCUGACUGCCAGGUCACCUUCAUCCACCUCAAGUGUGACUCCUCUCGAAAGGGCAAGGGCCGACGGGCCCGGACCCCUCCAGGCAAGGAGGUUACCCGGCUCACCCUGGAGUUAGAAGCUGAGGUCAGAGCUGAAGAAACGACAGCUGGCUGUGGGCUGCCCUGCCUCCGGCAGCGGAUGGAACGAAGACUGAAGGGGACCCUGAAGAUGCUCAGAAAGUCCAUCAACCAGGACCGAUUCCUGCUGCGUCUAGCGGGCCUCGACUAUGAGCUGGCCCACAAGCCGGGCCUGCUAGCUGGGGACCGAACAGAGCCAGCGGAGGUCUGCCGGCCCGGGCAGCACCGAGCAGGCACCAAGUGUGUCAGCUGCCCGCAGGGAACGUAUUACCACGGCCAGACGGAGCAGUGUGUGCCAUGCCCAGCGGGCACCUUCCAGGAGAGGGAAGGGCAGCUCUCCUGCGACCUCUGCCCUGGGAGUGAUGCCCACGGGCCUCUUGGAGCCACCAACGUCACCACGUGUGCAGGUCAGUGCCCACCAGGCCAGCAUUCAGUAGAUGGGUUCAAGCCCUGCCAGCCAUGCCCACGGGGCACCUAUCAGCCCGAAGCAGGACGGACCCUGUGCUUCCCUUGUGGUGGAGGCCUCACUACCAAGCAUGAGGGCGCAGUCUCCUUCCAGGACUGUGACACCAAAGUCCAGUGCUCCCCGGGCCACUACUACAACACCAGCACCCAUCGCUGUAUCCGCUGUGCCGUGGGCUCCUACCAGCCCGACUUCCGUCAGAACUUCUGCACCCGCUGCCCAGGAGAUACCAGCACCGACUUUGACGGCUCCACCAGUGUGGCCCAGUGCAAGAAUCGGCAGUGUGGCGGGGAGCUGGGCGAGUUCACUGGCUACAUCGAGUCUCCCAACUACCCCGGCAACUACCCAGCUGGCGUGGAGUGCGUCUGGAACAUCAACCCCCCACCCAAGCGCAAGAUCCUGAUCGUGGUCCCCGAGAUCUUCCUGCCCUCCGAGGACGAGUGUGGCGACGUCCUGGUCAUGAGGAAGAACUCCUCACCAUCCUCCAUCACCACUUACGAGACCUGCCAGACCUACGAGCGCCCCAUCGCCUUCACGGCCCGGUCCAGGAAACUCUGGAUCAACUUUAAGACCAGUGAGGCCAACAGUGCACGUGGUUUCCAGAUUCCCUAUGUGACCUAUGAUGAGGACUAUGAGCAGCUGGUGGAAGACAUCGUGAGGGAUGGUCGGCUGUACGCCUCGGAAAAUCACCAGGAGAUACUAAAGGACAAGAAGCUUAUCAAGGCCUUCUUUGAGGUCCUGGCCCACCCACAGAACUACUUCAAGUACACAGAGAAGCACAAGGAGAUGCUGCCAAAAUCCUUCAUCAAGCUGCUGCGCUCCAAAGUCUCCAGCUUCUUGAGGCCUUACAAAUAGUGCCUGUGGGCCCAGAGACCCAGGUUUCAAGAGCGCUGCCUCCCUGACCCUCAGAGCUGGCACCCCAACCUCAGACAAGAAACUGCCCUCUCCUUUUGGAGGAGAAAUAUCACUACAGCAGGCACUCCCCUUCUGUCUUUCUAGUUCCCUUGUCUCCCGUCUCUCUCUUUACAUGGCCCCUAGAAAAGCCGUUCAAGCCGUCUCUGUUCCUCCAAGAGGUGCUCUGCUCUGCCCACCUUACCAGCUCACAUCCCCGGCCCCUUGUCAGUCUGGAAGGGUGCUGGAGGCCCAGGAGAGGAACAGGCCUGCUAGGGAGUAGGGGUGGGUAAGAAAGGCUUCUGCCAUUAUAGGGUUGUGCCUUGCUGGCUAGCCAGGAGUCAAAAUGGCCCCUGCUGUGCUCCCCAGGGUGACUCUUCACAGCCCAGAGUCCUGCCAGAGAAGCCUUUGACACGACAGGUUUAUGCCCACGCCAGGCUGCCGGGGCACACCGUGAGCCCCGGGGUGCCCGCUCAGUCGGUGUUCUCUGGAACACUCCCUGCUGUCUGCCUGGGGCUGCUCCAUAGGGCUUACAUGUUCCAUAGCCCUGGGCUGGCAAGCCGCAGCCGAGUAAGGGAGAGCAGCAGCCUUGUAUGCCAGCACCCUGCUGGCGCUCCCAACAUAGAGCACCCUCAGCCAGCUCUGCAGGACAGAAAGCAGGUUUUCAAAGCAUCGCCCAAAACAUAAAGCAAAUAUCACCAAAAGGACUCAACUGCAGACAAGUAGAAGCCAGCCUCAAACACUAACCUCCUUGCCAGUCCUCCCUGGCCCAGCCACACCCUCACCCCACCUAAGUGUUCCCCGGGGGGGGGCCCACUCCCCUUACUAAGUGCUGUCCUUAAACCUGGCCGUUGACCCUCGCCAGCCUAGAUCGUGCUCCACAGCUGUUUUUCCCUUGUAGCCCCAGGUGGCUUGUGGGCUCCACCAGAGGACCCCACUCUGCAAGCAGCCUGGAGCUGCCUACCUCCGGCCUCGGGCUGUGGGCAGCAAGAGGAACGAACGCAUGUGUGCCCUGGGCAGGCCGCCUGGCCACCGUGCCCACAUCUGAGAAGUGCAAUCAUUUUUGAGUCUUUCUGUGUCGAUUAGAGGGAGGGGGGUUGGUUUUCGUUUGUUUCUUUUUCCUCUUAGAAUAACCCUAUUUAUAGCUGCCCAGGAGGGAAGACUGUGUUGGGAGUGGAGGAAUAGCAGUUUGACGCUCAGGAACCUUGAGCGCUGGAGCAUGUCUGUCCUGCCUGAAGCCACCCUCAGCUGUGCCGAGCCAGGGCAUUCCCUCACAGGCAGCCAAAGUGUAGGAGAGCAGCUCUGGUGACCUGAUGAAGCGGGGAGAGGGCUGUUGGCUAAGCUGACACUGCCACCCUCGCGCCUCUCUGGAUUAUAGAUGCAGACGGAGCUGGUCAGUGAUCUGCUGCAGGUAGGGAAGCCUCUGGCCUUUUCUUGCCUCCAUGUUGUCCUCUGGCAUGCACCCGGAAGAAGAUCAGGACGAACUCUAGGGAUGGGUCAGCUCAGGCUCCCAAGACGACCAGAGAAGGCUGGAGCAGCCUAGACCAGGACAAGUAUCCACGCACGAGGCUGGUGAAGGAACGAGAAGCAGCAGAGCUGACUUCAAGCCUGUUUCAACAGCUGCUCUCCAAAAGGAAGAAUGGUGUCAACGCCCAAGGCCAGGCUCUGCGCCCUAUAAAGUCCGCAACUGCUCCUUCUCGGUUGCCGAGACCAUAGUCCUGGACAGUCACCAGCCACCAGUGACUCCUUAGGUCCAACCCUAGGUGACUGCCAAGAGAGGCAACACUAAAGUCUGAUCCACACACGCCAGCCAACGGCAAGCAAAGCCAGCUUCUUGGACAUGUUAGCCAACACCGUGGGCGUCUGCUGUCUGUCUUCUGGGUCAGAGAGCUAUUGUAAAGCUGUCAAGUGGCUUCCUUCAAGAAGGGUACGUGGACUGUCUGUACUUCUCCAGAAGUGCCACAGAGCAGCCCGAAGCAGCCUUGACUAUCCUACCAGAAGCAAGGAGAACUGAGAGUCCUCUUUCCCUGCCAUUUGCCCAGCUCCUGGAAAGCCACACAGCCACAGUGCCUCCCAGUAUGUGCCAUUAGGAUAUGGUUUCUCCUUGCUCCCUUUGCUAUCACACCACACAUGCGCAGAUCCUGCCUGUGAUCAUUUGUUCUGUGGCUGAGGGCACAUGCGUUCCAUGGUUCAGGCCACUAGGCCUAGCUCCUAUCAAGAUGGAUGAGGAGAUCAAGCGAGGACUUGCCACUGUCAACCAAGCUGGCAGUGAGGAAUCCAGGCAGAGCGGCUGCUGAACUUACGGAAGGUACAGGCCCUGGGGCAUCUAAGUGGGGGCAAAGUGGAUUGAACGAGGAGUCAACUCAGGGACUUUCUAGGACUGCACAGGUUAGACAAAAGGUUUCUAGGAGGAAGUGUGGGCAGGGAAGGGAAGAUGGUGUAACAGGAACCCCUUACCAACUGACUCAGAAGCCUCUCUGUGGGCCAUGGUGGCUGUGAGGCCACAGGACCAUGGCACCUCAUCCAUCUUAGCACAGACCUGCUCUGAAGGGAGUCCUGCCGUGGGAAGUCAUUUCCACGCGGCCUCUAAGCACCAAGUGACUGACACAUCUCAAGCAGGCUCUUGGGUCCUUGGCAGCACCUCAGUGCCUCUUUAGCCCUCCGCCUCUGCCAGCCAAUCCCUGACGCGUGAAGGGGUUCUCAGAAUUAGGAGAAGACUGACCAGAGCCGGGACCUUAGUAGCCUGCCCUAUGCCUUCCGCGAUCCUCAGAGGAUUGCCAUCAUUGUGCUCAGUUCCCCGGAACAUGGAGGAAAAAGGACAGAUCUGUUGCUUCAAGUUCAGUGGUGCAGUCUGGGCUCUGGCUUCUGCAUCUUUGUGAAUCUGCAAAGUCCUUUUCUCUGUGUCUUAAGGUGGAUUAGGAAGUUGUAUCCCAGUGUGUCAGAAGAGGCUGUCACACACUCAAGUGUCUGCUUUUGCUGCUGAGCUUCAAGUAGUGGAGCAGAGGCGAUGUGUAACUGUCCCCAAGCAGGACGUUUCCCAGCCUGGUUUCACUCCUAAGCAGACGCUGUCUCAGAGCUAGCACAUGCUGCCCUUCUGCCAUUAUUCGGAUUAGGAAUCUUUAAAAGAGGGACUAGAAGCCCCUUUCUGCUCUCAGCUUACCAAGACAAAACAAUGGUAGCAGUUUGGACAAGCUAAGAAUUUUCUGUGUGAGUUGAAGUUUCAGAGAAUAAUUACCAUGCGGAAGGCUUUUUUUUUUUUUUUUAAUGCAGAAGAAAAUCUCAAUACUGUAUUUAUAUCUGCCUUCCACUGCCAAUACAGCAAGCAUCUCAGCUGACAGUAAAUACCAACAAUGUGGUUCAUACAGUAUUUUGCACUUGGGGAAAAUUAUGUAUCUGAACUUGUAAAGAGGAAUGUUUGAAUUUUGUAUUGUCUUUUUUAUAUUAUUAAAAUACUAAAUGAAACUCCUCAGUCUGGCAUUCAUCUUUUCUUCUACCUCAACAGC
Psammomys obesus (fat sand rat) is the source of this 6569-nucleotide messenger RNA. It is a transcript of the gene Scube3, whose product is annotated as signal peptide, CUB domain and EGF like domain containing 3. Gene Ontology annotation, cellular component: cell surface. Bases 1 to 3030 code for a protein of 1009 amino acids. The record is from RefSeq and is a predicted model, not a curated record. The transcript has 23 exons. NCBI's taxonomy places the organism in Eukaryota, Metazoa, Chordata, Mammalia, Rodentia, Muridae. Gene Ontology annotation, biological process: signal transduction. Gene Ontology annotation, molecular function: calcium ion binding.